Syzygium oleosum is the source of this 962-nucleotide messenger RNA. RefSeq names its product thylakoid lumenal 19 kDa protein, chloroplastic. The record is from RefSeq and is a predicted model, not a curated record. Bases 65 to 805 code for a protein of 246 amino acids. The transcript has a single exon. Lineage: Eukaryota; Viridiplantae; Streptophyta; Magnoliopsida; Myrtales; Myrtaceae.
AGAAAAAUCAUCGCCUACCAUUGCAGAAACACCCCACAUCCACCAAUCCUCCUCCUCCACCACCAUGGCAACUUCACUCUCACCACCCACCAUCCUCUCCUCCACCACCGCCGCCACCAAAUCGGCCCAAGCCCCCCUCACCGUCGCCACCAAAACCCACAUCUCAGCCCACCCCAACAAACACCCCUUCCCGGGCUCGGCCGCCGGUCUUGCAGCCACUGCCCUUGCCGCGGCCACCAUACUCACCACCACGCCACCUUCGCUAGCCGACUCACCGCCAGCGACCUACCACCUCUACUACGGCACAGCAGCCAGCGCCGCCAACUACGGGGGCUACGGCGGCAAUGCCAGCAAGAUGGACACGGCCGAGUACGUCUACGACGUGCCCGACGGUUGGAAAGAGCGGCUGGUCACCAAAGUGGAGAAGGGCACCAACGGGACGGACAGCGAGUUUUACAACCCCAAGAAGAGGACGGAGAAGGAGUACCUGACUUUCCUUGCCGGUUUUGGGCAGUUGGCUCCGAAAGACAUCGUGCUGAACAAUUUGGCUCUGUCCGACGUGGAUUUGCAGGACCUGAUCGCCCGUGCCGACAACAUAUCAUCGGAGGAGAAGAAGGAUGAGAAGGGGCAGCUGUAUUACGUGUACGAGAUCGAUGGGACCGGUGCUCACAGCUUAAUCUCUGUAACCUGUGCCAAGAACAAGCUCUAUGCCCACUUUGUGAAUGCGCCCGCUCCCGAGUGGAAUCGGGACCAGGAGACCUUGAGGCACAUUCAUGAGUCCUUUAAGACUGUCGGAUCCUCUUAGAACUUCUUCCCUGAGAAAUUUGUAUUCUGGGUGAUGAGUUUUGUAAGCUCUUUCGAGUUUGACAAUAUAAUGUGUAUCUCUAUAUAUACUUGUAUCAAAGUCUUGUAAACCAAUCGCAACGCAGGUUCCUUCAAACCAGUUACGUCGGAUUUUGCAA